AUGGAGGAAAAGUUGAGGACUUUAGAAAAAAAUUUACACAUGGAGCUUGUCACAUUACCUUACAAAAAGAGGCCUAUCAAAGUGAAACGAGUCUAUAAAAUGGAGUGGACGGAGAAGGAACGACACCGUCCAAUACAUAUGCGGCUGCGAAGAUCUCUCAAACCCAGUCCACAUUCUGAGGGUCCCACGAUGAAACUAGCACUUGCCCUCUCGUAG
Molecule: messenger RNA, 216 nt
Organism: Sphenostylis stenocarpa
Lineage: Eukaryota; Viridiplantae; Streptophyta; Magnoliopsida; Fabales; Fabaceae
Source: the annotation of a GenBank genome assembly